Clupea harengus (Atlantic herring) is the source of this 4478-nucleotide messenger RNA. RefSeq names its product ADAM metallopeptidase domain 17a (gene adam17a). Gene Ontology annotation, biological process: Notch signaling pathway; membrane protein ectodomain proteolysis. The record is from RefSeq and is a predicted model, not a curated record. Gene Ontology annotation, cellular component: plasma membrane. Lineage: Eukaryota; Metazoa; Chordata; Actinopteri; Clupeiformes; Clupeidae. Gene Ontology annotation, molecular function: metalloendopeptidase activity.
AGUUCCGUGUGGAAUCAUUUCCGGGAGUUAUAUUCCGUUAGUAGCAUUUGUAGCCACCCUUGCUAGUACCUUGUACUAUCAUUUUUAGAACAAGAAAGUUUUGGGGUUUUAUACGUCGUUAGAUAGUAACCAAGUCAUAUAAUCGUGUAAAGUGAUAGUUCAAUUGACAGGGUGGCAUAGCCUAUUUCCAGAAGAAACAAGUCAGAAGAACCCAGGUUAGCAAAUUGGCUAGCGUUAGCCAGCCAUAGAAGAAAUUUUGCUCGCUAUUCAGGGUAACGACGGUGACAACUGCAGAGGAAUAAGAUACAUCAUUAAUAAGCUAACUGCAGUGAAACGAUGAUGUUUUUAAAGUAGUUUAAUACAUGGACACAUGGUACGUGAAGAUGAGGACUAUCCUACUUUGUGCAGUGUUACUUUACCCUUGUUGGGUAAACUGUGUAACAAGCCCUACAUUGCUUCUGGAGGAGCUCUCACGGGAAGAUGAUAAGGAAUUUGGUAUGCUUCGCUCCCUGCUGGCUGACUUUGAGGUCCUCCCAGUCUCUAGCUUACAGAAGCACUCCCUAAGGAGGAGGGAUCUUGCCCCACGCUCGCAUGUGGAGCGGCUGGUCAGCUUCUCUGCACUAAAGAGGAAUUUUCAGCUUUACUUGACAACAAACACAGACCUCUUCACAGAGAAUUUCAAAACAAUCUUCCUCAACAAACAAGGGAAGGAAGAGCAGUAUGAUGUUCAGAUGGAGAACUACUUCAAAGGCCAUGUCGUAGGGGAGGAACACUCUCGUGUGCAGGCACAUAUGGAUGGGGACGAGUUCUCCGCCCAUAUUCUCACAGAUGAAGCAGAAUACAACGUAGAGCCUCUGUGGCGGUUCACGGAGACGACCCCUGAUGGCCGGCUGUUGGUGUACCGUUCCGAGGACAUCAGAAACAUCAGCCGGCUGGCCUCAUCCAAAGUGUGCGGCUACGUCAACGCUGCCGACCGGGCCCUGGUGCCAGAGGAGGCCAGAGUGGCAGGAGAAGAGGAAGGGGAGGGGGAGGAGUCGACAGAACCCCUUCACAGACAGAAGAGAUCCACACAUGACCACAGGAAAAACACCUGCCCCCUACUGCUGGUGGCUGACUACCGCUUCUUCAGGCACAUGGGCCGCGGAGAAGAGAGCACCACCCUCAACUACCUGAUUGAGCUGAUCGACCGAGUGGAUGACAUCUAUAGGAACACCUCCUGGGACGAUGAUUUCAAAGGUUACGGGGUUCAGAUCCAGCAGAUUAUCAUUCACAAAGAGCCCACGUCCGUGUCUACGGGUGGUGUCCACUACAACAUGGACGGAAGCCCCAGAGCCAAAAGCCAGGUGUGGGACGUCAAGAAGCUCCUGGAGCAAUUCAGCGCAGACAUCGCAGAUAAUGCCUCCACCGUGUGCCUGGCUCAUCUUUUCACCUACCAGGACUUUGAUGAGGGGACUCUGGGACUGGCCUAUGUGGCCCCAUCCAAACCUCACGCCCUCGGUGGUCUCUGCCCCAAACCAUACUAUCCAUCUGCCUCUGCCAAGAGGCCAAGUUACCUCAACACUGGUUUAACCAGCACAAAGAACUAUGGGAAAACUAUUCUUACCAAGGAAGCGGACCUGGUGACCACCCACGAGCUAGGCCACAACUUCGGUGCGGAGCACGACCCAGACAACAUCGCCCACUGUGCCCCGACUGACGACCGCGGAGGGAAGUUCGUCAUGUACCCCAUCGCUGUGAGUGGGGACCAUUACAACAACAAGCGCUUCUCUAACUGCAGUAAGAAUUCCGUCAGUAAGACCCUGAAGUUCAAGGCUCCGGUGUGUUUCCGGGAGAGGAACAGUAAGCUGUGUGGGAACUCCCGCGUGGAGGAGGGCGAGGAGUGUGACCCCGGCCUUCUGCAUCGCUACGACGACCCCUGCUGCACCUCAAAGUGCAAGUUCCAGUCUACGGCGCAGUGCAGUGACCGCAAUAGCCCAUGCUGCAAGAAUUGCGCGUUUGAGAGCGCAGAGAAGACGUGCCAGGAGCCCAUCACUGCUACCUGCAAGGCCCUCUCGAAAUGCACAGGGGUCAGCAGCGAGUGCCCUGCCCCGGGCAACCUGCCUGAGGAGACGGUGUGUGUGGACAUGGGCCGAUGCCGUGGAGGGGAGUGUGUGCCCUUCUGUGAGGCACUGCACGGCCUGGAGUCCUGCGCCUGCAACGAGACUGAUGACUCAUGCAAAGUGUGCUGCAGGAACGCAGACGGCCUCUGCACGCCAUUCAACGCAGACAGCGGCAACUUCCUGUUCCUGCGCAAGGGCAAGCCGUGCACCGUGGGCUUCUGUGAUGAGGGGGGGAAGUGCAUGAAGCAGGUGCAGGAUGUCAUCGAGAGGCUGUGGGACUUCAUCGACAAGCUUGACAUCAACACUUUUGGGAAGUUCCUAGCGGACAACAUUGUGGGCUCAGUGGUGGUGUUCUCCCUCGUCUUCUGGAUUCCCCUCAGCAUCCUGGUGCACUGCGUGGACAAGAACCUGGACCUGGAGUACAACAAACACCUCAUGUACCCCAGUAGCGCCGAGAUGCUGAGCAACCUGGAGUCAGCGCCCGUCCGCAUUAUCAAGCCACACUUGUUCUCAGCGGCCCGGGCCUCGGCAUCAAGCCCCAGCAGCAGCGGGCCCUCGGGCCCCCUCCCUCCACUGGCAGCGACGGGCGACCCCGGCCCUGCCCCGGCCUCCGCCGGACCCAGAGCGGAUCAGCCGCGCAUGGCCACCAUCCAGGAGGACAACACCAGCAGCGACUCAAUGCCGCCGCCGGACGACGAGCUUCCGGAGGGGGCCGUCUUCCCCCUGCCAAGCGACCCUCUGUCCACCGCACACUCCUUCCAGGACCUGAACGAGCAGCAGCAGGGCGCGACCUCGCCGGCACGGGGCGACAGGAAGCGCCUCAAGAGGCAGGCCUGCCUCGACAAUAAGGAGACAGAGUGCUGAGGGUUUGCUCAAGCACACGUCCAAACUUCUAUAUUUGUAUGAAUAUUUCUGUACAUACCACACACCGGCAAGGUAAUAUACACUGUAUACUUAUGCACAGCUGCAGUCCUAUGGGCAAAGAGAAAAUGAAGAAAAUAUCAGGCAGUUGUUGGAGUGUGAGUGCAUUAGCAACUGCCCAUGUAUGUUUGACUAUGCCUGUUAUGGUUGUCACAGUAAAGAUAAAUGGUUAAGAUACAAGCAGUAGACGCUUAAAGUAGUGUAUGAAUGCUAGUGGCUGCCUGCUUAGACACUGAUUGUGUUUAUUUGAGAACUGGAGCUCUGAAAGUGCUUGAACCGAAUUGUCUUUGUCAAAGUUCAGAUUGAUUGUUAACUGGUGAGUAAUGGGGAUCAUUCUCUCCAUCUUCUUGUAUCAGGAGAUGUACCCUCUGUAGAUCUGCCUGUGUAUGUCCCUAAAAGCCAUAUAUUCAUGCAGAAAGGUUUUCUGAACACGUACAAAGCACUAGAGAUCAAAGAUCCUCUCACUGUACCUGUUUGGUAUUCUGACCAGGAUAGCGCUUCUUUGCUUAAGAAAAAUCCGAUCAGUCAGGAAUAACUCUCUCCUUUGGUCUUUCACGAGAAGACAAUAAUGUCACUUUAUGGUUACGUUAGUACAGUUAUAUAAAGGAAACUGCAACAAGACCAGGAAACUCCUGCAUUGCAAAAAGGUUUGCUUAAACCACUUCAAUACAACUACAAAUCAUAGUAAACAAAAUACGUUUUCCUACUUAAGUCGGAAGUGCCACUAAAUUUGCACUCUAAACCAGGGACCCUGUGAUCUUCUUUGAGUGACACUUUCCUGUAUAUUUGAAUGCUAUUAAGUCACUCUGAUUGCAGAAAAUAUAGUUCACGUUGUUGGAAUGCAUGUGUCAUUACGGCACUAAAGUAGUCUUAGUAGGUCAUGAAUGAUUAACACGGACAUAAGAUACAUUUUUGUGGCCUGCAGCCCUAAUUUUUACUAUUUUACAUGUUAUUGUGUCUACCAAUGAUAAUGCAAUCUCAAUGUACUUACUGUCAAAUGUGCCUUUACAUUUAUUUAUGUUAAUACAAUUGAGGGUUUUCAAUAGUUUUUUUGUUCAGUAUUCAGUGUAAUAAAACAGAUAUUGCCUGAUUCUCUGACUCAUCCUACAUAUCUUAUGUCAGCUGCAGCCAGCUGACUAAUGUGCCAUGAAAAAUAUCCUGUACUUCACCUGUGGAAAAAAUUACUUUUUUUAAGUUUUUUUGUAUUUACCUGCAUGUUCAGUGUGUAAAUGAUGAUUUGCUGUUGACUGAAUAUGGGUGGGUGUGUGUGUGUGUGUGUGUAGACCUUGAGGUUAAAUAGUCAUAUCUUUGCAGGAAUGUCUUCAGAUGUCUUGUAUUUAUUUAACCUCUAGGAGAAAGAAAUGUAUGUAUGUGUUGUGUUAAAAACUGUUACAUUUGACCACUGUCAUUAUGAGAACCUGAAUUAAUAAAUGGCCUCAGAGAUAUCAUAUUCUGCUA